Molecule: messenger RNA, 4517 nt
Organism: Nerophis ophidion (straightnose pipefish)
Lineage: Eukaryota; Metazoa; Chordata; Actinopteri; Syngnathiformes; Syngnathidae
Product: DNA (cytosine-5)-methyltransferase 3B-like
Exons: 22
Coding region: 169-2505 (778 amino acids)
Biological process (GO): negative regulation of transcription by RNA polymerase II
Cellular component (GO): nucleus
Molecular function (GO): DNA binding; DNA (cytosine-5-)-methyltransferase activity, acting on CpG substrates
Source: RefSeq, a predicted model, not a curated record
GCAGAGGUCAGAGGGUGACGGCGGCGCGCUCAGAUCUGCAGCAGCACGCAAGCCUCGCGAGGACGACCAGGCUUCACCUCGCCCUCCUGCCGUGGACGCCUGGAUGCGCAUCUUUGACAAACACUCCUCGCCCUCACCUCCCACCACCACCACCACCACCACUCCAACAUGACAGCCGUGCCCUCCGUCGCCAUGGAGACCAGCAACAACACGGCGCAGGUGAGUCCACCUGGAGGCCUCUCGGAGAACGACAGCGGCGUGGAGCUCACCAACGACCUCAGCCCGCUGACUCCCGCCGAGCCGCCGUCGCCCUUCAGCCCCGCCCCCUCCCCUCCAGAUGGCCAGGUGUGCUUGGAAGGAGGCGGAGCCAGGAGCAGGAAGGAGGAGGAGUCCUGCAGCAAAGACAAGUCCCAGCUGGCGUUGAGACAGAGGCCACGCCCCCGAAGCAUCUUCCAGGCCGGCCUCACGCCGCACGCCAAGCGCCGCAGAAUCACGCGUAAACACAAGCGUGUCGCCGCCAACAUGUGCGGGCGAUCUUCCCAAGUGGUCUGGUCCGGCCAGGUCCCAGACCCGGCCCAGCUGGACCUGCUGGAACACGACUCCAAGGACUCGGCCCAGAGCGGCUGCAGCGGGUCCAGUUGUGAGCCGCAGAGCGAGUACAACGAUAAGAAGGGCUUCAAGAUGGGCCAGCUGGUGUGGGGGAAGAUCAAGGGCUUCUCCUGGUGGCCAGGCAUGGUGGUGACGUGGCGCGCCGCCGGCAAGCGCCAGGCCGGCCCCGGCAUGCGGUGGCUUCAGUGGUUCGGAGACGGGAAGUUCUCCGAGGUCUCUGCAGACAAGCUGGACUCCAUCGCGGCCUUCUCCAAGUUCUUCAGCCAGGCGUCCUACACCAAGCUGGCGUCCUACCGCAGGGCCAUCUUCCAGGCUCUGGAGAUGGCCAGCAUCAGGGCAGAGAAAACCUUCCCCCCCUGCGAGUCGGACAAUCCCGACGACCAGGUCCGACCCAUGCUGGACUGGGCACACGGCGGCUUCCUGCCUAAAGGCCAGGAGGGACUCAAACCCACGCACAGUGCAGACAGCAGCCCCUUAGGCCUGCAAGUCCUGGACAUGUCCUUACCAGAGUACCUCCCCAGUGCCAAGCGUCCCAGGAUCAGCGUGUGCAAGACCAAGGACGCCCCGGAGGAAUCCUACAGCAGAGAACAAAUGGUCAAUGAAGUGCUGAAAAACAACAGAAGUAUUGAAGAGUUCUGCCUGUCCUGUGGCAAGAUGAGGGCAGCAAGCUUCCAUCCACUCUUUGAAGGAGGCCUGUGUCAAACAUGCAAGGACGUGUACUUGGAGACAUCCUACAUGUACGAUGACGACGGCUACCAGUCCUACUGCACCGUCUGCUGCGGGGGGCGAGAGGUUCUGCUGUGCGGCAACGCCAACUGCUGCAGGUGUUUCUGCGUGGACUGUCUGGAUCUCCUGGUGGACCCGGGAGCUUCCAACAACGCCCGCUUCCUGGACCCGUGGCGAUGCUACAUGUGCCAGCCGCCGCUGCAGUACGGCGUCCUCAGGCGGCGGCACGACUGGAGCGUCAAACUGCAGGAGUUCUUUGGGAACGACAAAGGCCAAGAGUUUGAAACACCAAAGAUUUACCCAGCAGUCCCUGCAGAGCAGAGGCGGCCAGUCAGAGUCCUCUCCUUGUUCGACGGCAUCGCCACAGGCUACCUGGUCCUUCGAGAUCUGGGCUUCAAGGUGGACCUGUAUGUGGCGUCUGAGGUGUGCGAGGACUCCAUCUCUGUCGGCGUUGUCCGACAUGAAGGAAAGAUCCAUUACGUCCACGAUGUCCGAAACAUCACCAAGAAAGACAUUCUUGAGUGGGGCCCGUUUGACCUCGUCAUCGGGGGCAGUCCGUGCAACGACUUGUCUAUUGUCAACCCAGCAAGGAAGGGCCUCUUCGAAGGGACAGGGAGGUUGUUCUUUGAGUUCUACCGUCUGCUGAGUGAGGCCAAGCCCAAAGAGGGAGAGAACCGACCAUUCUUCUGGAUGUUUGAAAAUGUGGUCGCCAUGGGUGUCAACGACAAGAGGGACAUCUCACGAUUCCUGGAGUGUAACCCUGUGAUGAUUGACGCUAUCGAGGUCUCUGCCGCCCACCGAGCUCGAUACUUUUGGGGGAACCUGCCUGGCAUGAACAGACCUCUGUGUGCGUCCGGGAUGGACAAACUGGUGCUGCAGGACUGUCUGGAACACGGGCGAGUGGCAAAGUUUGGAAAAGUGCGCACCAUCACCACACGCUCAAACUCCAUCAAACAAGGAAAGGACCAGCACUUCCCUGUUCUGAUGAAUGGCAGGGAGGACAUCUUGUGGUGCACGGAGCUGGAGAGGAUCUUCGGCUUCCCGGUCCACUACACGGACGUCUCCAACAUGGGUCGAGGUGCUCGGCAGAAACUCCUGGGCCGGUCCUGGAGCGUUCCUGUCAUCCGGCAUCUUUUUGCCCCUCUCAAAGACUUCUUUGCCUGCGAAUAGACACCACCCAGCACAUAGACAUGCACCUCCAAUUGACAGAAAAUAGAAACCUCUUGAUAGCCACCAAUUAUCACAACUCUUCACCAGUAAAUAGGCACAACCUGAAGCACCACCCAACCCUAGAAAACCGACGCCAUCUGUGAGAAGAGACACCACCUGUUACCAGGAAAUAGACGCCACCCAUCCCCAGUAAAUAGACUCCUUAUGAUAGAUAGUGUCUUAUUGUCACCAUUUAUCAGCAGCAAAUAGAAGCUAUCUGCCACCACCCAACGAUAAAAAACAGACCAUGAAAAUAGACGCUACCCAUCCCCAGUAAAUAGACUCCUUACGAUAAAUAGUGUCUUAUUGUCACCAAUAAUCACCAGCAAAUAGAUGCCAUCCAUCACCGGGAAACCUAGAAACCUGACCGUGAUAAGUGACACUACUACCAGGAAACAGACGCCACCCUUCAUCAGUAAAUAAACGCCUACCGAUAGCGUCUAUCGGUUAGCAUCAAUUGUAAAGCAAAUAGAAGCCAUCUGCCACCAGAAAAAAAACACCACCCAACGAUAGAAACAAUAGAUGCCGUGUUAAGUGAUACCACCUGUGACCAGAAACUAGAUGCCACCCAUCACCAGUAAACAAACACCAACGAACCAUAGUAAACAGACUGUGAUAAGUGAUAUCAGCUGUAAAUAAACACCUACACAUAGCGUCCAAUUGUUACCAGUAUUCACCAGCAAAUAGACAUUAUCAAGCACCCAAAAAAAUGCAAACACUACCCAACCCUAGAAAAAUACUUGCCACCUCUCACCAGAAAGUCAACACGAGUAAUAACCAGUGACCAGACCCCUUCUGUGACUAGUCAACAACUUACUAGAACAUACUGUCAUUACCAGGAAGUAUACACCACAUUUUCUUUGUUUUGUUCCACUGUUUCUUUCAUCGUGAACUACCUAAUGUAAAUCAUUGCUGGUAAAGACCAAAGUUUACUUUGACGUCUGAGUCCAAACUUGCCUCAGAUGUUGUAGAGUUUAUGAUGACGACCUGGCAUGGAUGAUGUUUACCUCGGGUGACUCAUCAGGGAUAUUAGUAGUACAAACAAAAGUUUUUUCCAUAACUAGGAACGGUAGGGUAGCGCUACUGCUAAAAGUGUCGUAGAGUUCAGUCGGCUUGUGUUAUUAUUAGCGAUAUAGAAAAAUGCGAUGUGUUAGAUCCUCUGUCAAAAAGCUACAUUGCGUACAAAUACUUGAACUACAGCCAAAGAAAAAAAAAAAAAAGAGUCCGCACUUGCCUUUUUUUCUGCAGGUGUGUUUUGUGAUUAAGUGUCGCAGCAAACCGUUUACAGUCGUGGCUGAAAAGAAGUUAUUUUGUUGAGUGUUGGUGGGAAAGCCUGCAAGAAAAGGCCAUUUGUAUUUGUGUAAACAAGCACUGAUUUCUUUGGACAAACCUUGAUGUCAAACUGCUGGAACAUUCUUGCAGAUACUUGCGGUUCUUUACAAUAUUCGAAUGAGUGAAAGGUUGUUUUUUUUGUGGGUGCACGAGGCGGAACAUUACCUCAAGACCAGGCGUGCAGCGCUACUUUGUCCUGACACUGGAUGCGGCUGCUUUGUGUUUGAAUUCAGCCUGUUGGUUCUGACUCUGUUCAAUGUUCAAGUCAUCUCUGGUGCUUUUCCACCUGCCAGGUGACAACUUUCUCCAAAGGACCAAAAUCUGUUUACAUGUUUCAUUCAUGCAAAAAGUUUGUUAUUUUUUCGACCUGUUUUGUUUUGAUACUAUCUAUAUGUUGUUGUCCUUUUUUUAGUUGAUACUUGUAAUCCACAGUGUCUUGUAGGUUUAGCUGUUUUUUUCAGUUUACGUUACGAUUUUAUUUCCAUGUUUCCUUUUAAAUUUGUAGAAUUUUAUCCAACAUUUUUUCUUACAUUUUUGGGUCAUUCCUUGAAACUUUAAGUGUAAAAGCACUGUGUGUAUUUUGAUAGCUUUUUCUAGGAUUUGUACGCAUUAAAGGGCAAUUUAGCCGAGCUACAAAAAUG